UAUAGACCUGGUGAACUGAGCAUAUCAACUCAAAGCAAGCAUUCAAAAGAGAAAGAUGGCCAAUCUUUCAACUCUAACUGGGAUGUUUCUGGUGCUAGAGCUGGCAAUGUCGGUCAGCGCGCGCACUUGGGCUGCCAAGGACGAGAAUUCCGGUGGUGGCAGGCCACUAACUGAGGAGGAGAUAGGGGCAUGGAUAAAUGUUCUGAGGGGAGCCGAGAUUGCUCUUGAAGCUGAUAAAAUUCAAACAGCUAGUGCCAUGGUUGCAGGAGUUGCUGCCAGGUUAGAUGCUACCGAUUUGCCUGACGAUGUGAAAGAAGCCAAGCUUCAAGAAAUGAUGAAAGCAAUUGAGCAGGCAGUCGAAGAAGAUAAUAAAUCCAAAGCUGUAGCUCUCAUUAACGCAAUUGGAGCGGAGUUCGAACACCAACACGGAAAUGCGCGAGGAAGAGGAACUCUGCAGAGGCAGUUACACCAAACUGAAAAUUUGCACAGCGUACAGCCGGUGCUAGCAGGCCGUUUGAAAGAUGCCUUCACAGCUAUUGAAAGACAGGAAAUAGCCAAAGCUCAACGGAUUCUCCACGGUUUUUACCAUCUUCUUAAGGAUAAUAAGGAAUUAUGUAAGGAUAAAAAAACACUAAUAUUUCUUCAUGCCAUCCACCAAACUGAGCAGUAUAUUAAACAAGAUAUGAGAUCAAAAGCUGAACAGACUCUCCAAGGAGCUGCCUUCGCUCUUGGAGUUGGAGUUCAAAAUCAGCUACAAGAAGGUCAUUAAUUUGUCGAGGGGAAUAAUUAAGCAAGUUAAGGACAGGAGAAAUUUAUAAUUUAAUUGAGGUCAUUAAUUUAUCAAACAUUUGUUUAUCAA
Rosa rugosa (rugosa rose) is the source of this 859-nucleotide messenger RNA. RefSeq lists its product as uncharacterized. The coding region runs from base 56 to 769 and encodes 237 amino acids. NCBI's taxonomy places the organism in Eukaryota, Viridiplantae, Streptophyta, Magnoliopsida, Rosales, Rosaceae. The transcript is spliced from 2 exons. The record is from RefSeq and is a predicted model, not a curated record.